GCUCAGACGCCCAGACGGCGCGCCGCCAAAUAAAACAGUUUCCCAGUGUCUCAGUUUUCAAAGUUUUUCUAAACGCAAUCGAAAUCGCGAAAUAUUAAACAAUAAAUGUAGAAGAGUCAUUUUACAUGGGAUUAUUCUCCUAUUAAAAGUUUUAGUGAAAUAUACUUUUUGGAUUUAAAAAACUGCAAUUUCCUGCCAUAAAUUCCACAAAAAAUAAAAGUAAAAAAAAAAGGGAAAAAACGAAAACCAGACAAUGACGGGAGGAAUUAUGAAAUUUUAAAGAAAUCCCCAACAAAACAAAAAAAGAGAAAAACAGCCAACAAAAUAUGUUUAAUGCAUUGAAAUAAAGGAAACGUGUUUCAGGGCACCCAAAACGUUGUAUAUAUAAACCAGAUUUACAUUUCAACCAGAGAUACAUAUAUAUAUAGUAUAUAUAUAAAGUGUGGCAGCAGCCGCAAGCAGCAAAAAAAAAAAAACGCAGCCAAAAAACGUUCACAAAAAGGUGAUAAUGAUUAUUUCCAAGGAUCUUUUCAUAUUUGGCGAACAAAUUUUUGCAACAAUUAUACCAGAAGGUGGAGCCGCAGCAGUGGCAACACAGCAGCAGCAGGAACAGCAACAAAAUCUGCAACAGCAGCAGCAACAAAAGCAGCAGCAGCAGCAGCAACAUCUGCAACACCAGCAACAACAGCCGGCAAUUAUAACUACAACAACAACAGGAGUAGCAGCAGCCACUGCGGCAACUUCGUUGGUAAUAAACUCGACGGCAUCGCCAGCAGCAGCAGCAGCAACAGCAGCAACAGCAGCAGGAGCAGCUGAACAAGUUGUAGAAGAGUCAUUAAAAGCCGCAACAGCAACAGCAGCAGCAACACCAGCAGAUAAACAGGAAACAGUUGCAGUUGCUCCUCUAUCCCUGCCCCUGCCCCUGCCCCUGCCUCUGGCACUGCCACUGACACUGUCUCGACCGCUGACCAUCCGCAAGACGGGAAAAAUUUCAAAAAUUCCAAAGGAACCCGAAGAAUUGAAAGCCAAGAAGAAGGCAAAGUGUGAAGCAGCAACAGCAGCAGCCACACCAACGCCACCGGCAGCAGCAGCAGCAUCGGCGGCGGCGGCAACAUCAGCCACUAAUUACGAAAAAAUGCCAAUGAAUUUGAUGAUUGUGGAAAGUGUUGAGACAGUCGAUAUGGGAUCAUCGGACAAUGACAACGAGACAACGGAGCAGGUACCGUUGGUGAGUGCCAGUCGACGGAAUCUGGCCAAAAUCGUAGCCGAUUGUCGGCUCCAAAUCGAAAUAGAGCCAACAACAGCAGCAGCGCCACCAGCCGCCACAUCCACAACAUCCAAAGUUGCAACAGAUCUAGCAGAAGCGACAGCGACAGCGACAGCAAAAGAUAUAGCAGAAAAAACAACGUCUUCGUCGUCGUCGUCAUCGGCUUCUACAUCAUCUUCCAGCUCAACAUCCUCAGAAUUUACGCACACAUCACAAACGACAAUACCAAGUACGGAUAAUCUAACGUCAUCCAAUGGCCUGGCCAAUAUGGGCAAAAGCAUUUUAGUUGAUGCCAAAAGUGGCACGCCAGCAUCUUUGGCGUAUCCUUUCCUGAGUGGCCCGACACCGACUGCCCCAGCAGCCGGGGCGCCACAACAGCAGCCACCACAUCAGCCAGCAACCCCACCCACGCUACAGCUAACCUUUCAGAAUCUGAAUGUCUUGCACAACGAACGCAAAAUACUUUCCGAUGUGAGUGGAUUUGUCAGUCCCUGCGAGGUGCUAGCCGUGAUGGGGCCCUCGGGCAGCGGCAAGACCACGCUUCUGGACUGCCUCAGCGGACAGCGGCACAUUGACAGCGGCAGCGUCUUCCUCAACCGGGAGCCGCUCUCGAAGAAGUGGCGCCGCCGGAUCGGCUAUGUCCUGCAGGAGGAGAUCUUUUUCCCGCAGCUAACGCUCAGGGAGACGGUGGUGUACACAGCGCUGCUGCGUCUGCCCGAGUCCAUGCCGCGGGCGGAGAAGAUGCGACAAGUGGAUCACAUACUUGAGGCCCUGGAGUUGGGCUGCUGUCAGCAGACACGCUUCGGGGACUAUCUAAAUCGGGGUCUUUCCGGGGGCGAAAAGAAGCGGGCCAACAUAGCCUGCGAGCUGCUGACGAAUCCUUUGCUUAUGCUCUUGGAUGAGCCCACCUCUGGGCUGGACAGCCACUCGGCCAUUUCGCUGAUGAAGGUGCUCAAGAGGUACGCCCAGCUGGAGCAGAAGACGAUUGUGAUAAGCGUGCACCAGCCCUCGUCGCAGAUGUUCCAUAUGUUCGACAAGCUGCUACUGCUCCAUCAGGGCCGCACCGCCUACUUUGGGGACGUGCACAACAUUUACAGACAUUUUGAGGAUAUCGGUGUCACCAUCAAGCCGCACUACAAUCCCGCUGACUUUGUCUUGGAGCAAUUGAAGUCCCAUCCGGAUAUUCGCGAGAAGCUGUUCGUAGCCGCCAAGGAAUCUCAUGGCAACUAUUUGAACCGCAAUUGCAUCACCAGCAGCCACCAUCCGUGUGGAGAGUCCAAGGUCAAGAAGCAGACGGACAGCAUCCUAAUCGACGACAUAAUCAACAACUACUACAACCAGCAUCACCACAGCACGCAUCACCAUCUCCACCAGCCCCACCAUCACCAUCAUCAUCACCAUCACCAGUACGAAAACCUACAUCACACAAGCAGUGGCUGCCAGGUGGAGGAGGACGAAGAGGCAGCCCAACACUUGGUCUGGUGCGGUGCCGACUCGCAGUCAAACUUCAGUUCCUGUGCUUCCAGUGACUGCCACUCGUACAGUGCCGGCAGCGGCGGACCGAGCCAUACCGGUGAUGAGGAUUGGCUGUCGUAUCCCACAAGCUUUCACACUCAGUUCUGUGUCCUGUCUAGCCGCAACUUCAAGGAGGCCAAGCCCCGUAUGCUCUCCAAGCUCAAUUGGUUCCAGACAAUCGGUCUGGCUCUGAUGGCAGGCGCCAUUUGGUUCCAGCUGCCCCGCACCGAGGAGUUCCUGCACGACCUGCAAGGCUGGAUGUUCUUCUCGCAGACCUAUUGGAUGCUCUUUGCUCUGUUCGGUGCUCUUAAUUCAUUCCCCUCUGAGCGUGAGGUCAUUAGCAAGGAGCGUCGUUCGGGCGCCUACCGCCUGUCCGCCUAUUAUCUGGCCAAGAUGUGUGCCGAACUGCCCCUGGUGGUCACGCUGCCCACUGUCUACCUCAUGAUAAGCUAUCCCAUGCUGGGCUGCACAAGCCUAAAACUGUUCUUCCUGAUGCUCAUCUUCCUGCUCAUCAAUACCAUUGUGGCGCAGAGCGUGGGCUUCUUUAUAGGGGCCUGCUGUAUGGACAUGAAUGUGAGCAUCACGCUCAGUGCCCUAUACACGCUGGCCACCCAGCUCUUUGGCGGCUAUCUGUCGUCACGCAUUCCGGAGGGCCUGAGCUGGAUACGCUACACGUCCAUGAUCCACUACGCCUAUCAGAAUAUGCAGAUACUGGAGUUUCGCGAGGGUCCGGCUGUUAGGUGCGGCUCGCCUAGUAGCUAUGAGAUAUGCAAACAGCAGACAACCGAAUUCAUUCCAUAUGAGGAAAUACUCAAAGCACAAAAUUCGACAUCACCGCUCUGGCUGAACACGCUCAUCCUAAUGAUGUUCUUUCUGGUGUUCCGCUGCCUGGGCUACGCGGUGCUGCGCUACUUGCGAUGCCCCAAAAAGACGUGAUAUCCACACGAAGGACUUCCCCCAAAAACGUAUACAUAUCUAUCCGAGAGCACGAGGAACGAGGACUAUACCAGUGAUACAUACGUCAAAUGCUAGACCAUUUAGCUCGGAACAAAUUUUGCUAAAGUGCGCCAAUUUUGUGAUUCAGUUUACUUUUCAAGCCACACACACACACACCAUUUAUUAUUACCCACUAUUAUUAUUAGCCCCAACUAUUACUAUUACUAUUAUCAUUGUAGUGUCUAGGAUAUCUAGGAGAAGUGUUGGCCGCGGGAGAGGUCGAGAUCUGUAAACGGAAAUCUUUGUUUUGUUUUAUGCAUUUUAAUUGUUAGCCGUUUAAAUUAUUAUUCGCUAUGUUUUUUGCUGCAGAAUCAAGAGAGAGAGAGAGAGAGAUGAGUGGAAAGAGUAUGUUUUAAUGCACGUUUUAAAGUAACCCCCCCGCCCCACGCCACCGUAUGUCUGGCCAAUUUUCCACAAAAAAAACACACACACAUACGAGUAUAUGUAAAUCUAUAUAAAUUGUUAAUUUAAUAUGAAAAAAACCGCUAGUAAUUUUGUAGAAUUUUUGCAAAUUUUUUUCGUUUGGGAAAAAACACUGUGAUUUAGUCUGCUAGUUUUUUAAUUAGUUUUAAAUUGAAUGCUGCCAAGCAAAAUUGAAUGUGUCAGAGGCACAUAUUAGAAAUGGAAAAAUGAAAAAGCAACAACAAAAAAAAACACAACCUAAUCGCAUAUUCAACCAAUUGUAUGAAAUUAUGGUAUAAAUUGUAUUUUGUUUAUAUUAACUAAUUAUAUGUAAUUAAAUUUAUUUAAAUAUACACAUACUGUACAUGCAAAUGUAAGCAGAAA
Molecule: messenger RNA, 4564 nt
Organism: Drosophila miranda
Lineage: Eukaryota; Metazoa; Arthropoda; Insecta; Diptera; Drosophilidae
Gene: E23
Product: ABC transporter G family member 21
Exons: 9
Coding region: 509-3718 (1069 amino acids)
Cellular component (GO): plasma membrane
Molecular function (GO): ABC-type transporter activity; ATP binding; ATP hydrolysis activity
Source: RefSeq, a predicted model, not a curated record